AAAAAAAAAACUAGAGGUUCUAGAAUAUUCUUGUUUGUUUCAUCGUUUUGUAAUUUAUAGCAAACAAGACCAAGUCGUCAACAAACAACGUCGUUCACUAUGGAUCGUCCAUUUGUCUAGCUUUCAAAUCAACCAAUCAUGGCUCUUUCUCUAUUUAUAUCAUUCAACAAUAACACUUCUUCAACCUAAAACGUAGUAUUUUGAAUUUAAUUCUGCAGCUUCAAAUCUAACUCUCGAUCGAAUGUGUUUCUUUGAUAAUCGGCGCGAUCAAAAUUUGACGGUGGUGAAGAUGGAUGUGGCUUGGUGGAUGGAAGCGGCUCCUCCGCAGAUAAUUUUCCCUGAGAAGCCAUCAACUUGUCCGAUUCUAGAGACCAUUUUAGAAGAACGAGAGACCGAAGAAGACGAUGAUGAACAUGAAAAGGAAGACGUCUAAUGAUCAUUUGAUCGACAUUUCGUCUUGAUUAUAGAUAGACCCGACCUUUGGUUGUAUUUUUCUAUGAAUGUAUAAGACGAGAUUUUGUAUAUUUAUAAAUCAUAUCAUAAAUCUUAUGAUAAUUAUAUAAUAGUCCUUUUGGGGUAAAAUACCUCAAGAUAAUAGUUCUUUGUGUGUGUGUUUUAGAACUCUUAUGACUCGUAGUAAUUAGAUGAUCACUUCAAAUAUACCCACCCAUACAAAAUGUUUAGUUCGAGCUAAUAGUUAUUUUACGCGUCACUCCUCCUCUUGUUCUAAUCAGAAGCGAGGCAAUCUCGAUAUGAGAUAUACAUUUUUUUUUAUGAUCCGCAUAUCCGAACUAGAAGUCCUACCUAAUCACCUGAACCAACUCAUCAGUGACAUGCAAGCUCCGGUACGUGUAGAUAUCUACGCCGUCUUACUACACAUAUGGAUAAAUCUAAUUGUUAAAUUUCGAACCAAUGACACUAACACAAUUUUUCGAACCCACUGUACACAUUUCUGCACGUGACUUUUUGUAUCUUGUUCUUUUACCCCCUUGCAUGUUUUUUUCCUCAUUCUUGGUUGUAUUCUUGUUGAAACUCCUUUUGCUUUAAAAAGUUAUCAACAAUCUUUUAUGGAAGUGACUGGAAGAGGCUUAUUUCUACAGUCUUCUUUUAAAACAAUCAUGUUUUUUUUAAUUGAAUCUAAAGGCAAAACAUUAUAAAAUGAAAUAUAAAAUAUUGCUUCUAAAAAUUAAUUUCUCUAGAGUUUUUAUUCAAUGCUUUAUAAGAAUCUACAACAAAAGAAAUCAAAAGCCAUAACUAAAAAUCUAAACAUAAAUAUUAAAAAGCAAAAAAAAAAAUAAA
Molecule: messenger RNA, 1299 nt
Organism: Brassica rapa (field mustard)
Lineage: Eukaryota; Viridiplantae; Streptophyta; Magnoliopsida; Brassicales; Brassicaceae
Source: RefSeq, a predicted model, not a curated record